AUGUAGAUGCAUUUAAAGUUAGGGCAGAAGAGAAAUCCUACAAUAGUCCGGAAGCUGCUUGUUUCACUGCGGGGAGAGUGUCAGAGACAUAUCCCUGGGAACUACUGCAGUUUGCUUAACAAGGUGCCUGUCCCUUUAAACAGCAGCUGGUCUGUGAUCCCCACCCGCACAGCCACGUCCUGGUUUGGGUAAAGGUGGAAGUCCCAAACAGAGCAAAGAGUUGAUGGUGAAAUGGCAUCUGCACAGGAACUGGAGAACAUGAGAAAUGAAGCCACUUGUUUAAUCUGUCUGCAGUUUUACAUGGAUCCGGUGUCUAUAGACUGUGGCCACAACUUCUGCAGAGCCUGUAUUUUACAGUAUUGGGGCACAGGGCAAGGAAGUGUGUCCUGUCCACAGUGCAGGCUGCAGAUUCCCCAGAGGAGUGUUCGGCCCAAUCGCUUUGUGUCUAACAUGGUGGAGAGUAUUCGAAGACUGAGCCUGAAUCCGAGACUGGAAGAGGUGGGAAUCCAGUGUGAAGAACACGAGGAGAAGUUGAAACUGUUUUGUGAAACGGAUCAAAGAGCGAUCUGUGUGGUCUGUGCGAUGUCCAGUGACCACAAGGAUCACACAGUCAUUCCCAUUAAAGAAGCAGCUGAGCUCCGCAAGCAAAAGCUGCAGGAAGCCCUGGAAAUCCUUCAGAAACAGUUGGAUGAAAUGUCCCAGUGUCAGAGAGAAGAAGGAGCUUCUCAACUGGAAGUGAAGAGACAAGCCGAGCGUCUGAGGAAGAACAUCAACGCUGAAUUUGCUAAACGUCACCAGCUGCUGACUGAGGAGCAGCGAGACCUGAUCACCAAACUCAGACAGCAGGAGGAGGCCAUCUUAGGACAAAUAGAAAACAAUACGAGACACAUUUCCAAGGAAAUUACUUCAAUUAACCAAAGAAUAGCAGAAAUCCAGACACGACUGAAUCUGCAGAACACAGAAUUCCUGAAGGACAUCACAUCCAUCAUUGAGAGGUCUGGUGUUGAAAUCAAGAAACCCACAAAAGUGGCUGUUGAUGUGGCUGAGGGGGACCUUAUUGGGCCUCUGCAGAGCAGAGAGUGGAAAUUCAUGUUAAAGGGCAUCUUUGCAGCUCCAGCCUCUGUGAAUCUGGAUCCUAAAACAGCCCAUCCCAGCCUCAUCCUGUCUAAGGACCGGAUCCGAGUGAGACUCGGUUUCCGACAGCAACAGGUUCCUAACAACUUGGAGAGAUUCAGUCACUGGCCCAGUGUCCUGGGAUCUGAGGGGUUCACAUCAGGGAGACAUUACUGGGAGGUGGGGGUGGGGAACAACACAUACUGGAUAGUGGGGGUGGCCCAAGAGUCAGUGCCCAGGAAGGAAAGUUUCACACAUGGACCUGAGGCUGGAGUCUGGGCUCUGAGGCUGCUUAAUGGGUUAUAUCAAGCUCUAACCACACCUCUUACCACCCUCCCCCUGAGUGUGAGCCCCCGGGUGCUGGGCGUGUACCUGGACUAUGCGGGAGGACAGGUGUCGCUGUACGACGCUGACCAUAUGUCUCAUUUCUUCACAUUUACCCACACGUUCACCGGGAAACUCUUCCCUUACUUCAGCACAUGGCGGGACACUGACCUAACACUGAUCCGCUGACAGGAGUGAGGGCGACAAAUCAGAGCAAGGGUAUAAUAAUAAUAAUCCUUGCAUUUGAUAUAGUGCUUUUCACGUCU
Molecule: messenger RNA, 1703 nt
Organism: Callorhinchus milii (elephant shark)
Lineage: Eukaryota; Metazoa; Chordata; Chondrichthyes; Chimaeriformes; Callorhinchidae
Product: E3 ubiquitin-protein ligase TRIM39-like
Exons: 7
Coding region: 232-1626 (464 amino acids)
Molecular function (GO): protein binding; zinc ion binding
Source: RefSeq, a predicted model, not a curated record